AUGCAACCAACCACUCUGCGCAUGAACCCUUCAAGGUGGUCAGCCAGAGACGGAAUCCAAAACAUCCGAGAACUGGGAAGCAUGUACUUAAAUGUGGGUUAUAGGGCGGUGCAUAUCUUCAGAACCUCAUGGCCUCUCGAGCGUAGAGCCCCACCGUGGCCGCAGCCCGUUGCACCCACGAUCUUGAUUGGCGCUGGCUCCGCCAUAGGAACACGUCUGCCGGUUUCAUUAACGCUUGGUUUGACACUUUUGGUCUGCAUUGCGCUCCAAGCACACGCGGACGGUGAUAGUACUGUUGCAGUGACGCCUGCCACUGCAGCAGCCAACAGCAUAAGCGCAGCGACGAAGGUAGACGACUCUAAACAGGUUUCGGAUGCGGAUGCGGCGAAGCCGGCUGCGGGAGCUGUUACGUCGGCUACUGCUUCCGGGACGGGCGAGCAGCAGGUUGGAGCAGGAGAGGAGGCCGAUAAGCCUGCUGAGACUAAGGCAGCUGAAACUGAAUCACCGAAAGAUGAAGCCACGAAGGCAGAGCCCGUGAAGGAGGAGACGACGGAUGCUGGGGAAGACAAGGAGGUUGUAACUGCCAAGUCGACUGAAGACAAGCCAGCGGCUGGCACCACAAAGCGACAGAAAGUGACACCCUACGAGAGCAAGGUCAUUGAUUUCGCCCCGGCUGCGAACAUCACGUUCGGCGAUGACAUCGACGAUGAAGGCAAGUGUGCGAAGGAGAUCGAGAUCUAUUGCGAUGACGUCGACGAGGGCGAGGGUAAACUUGCCGACUGCAUCAGUGAGCAAAUUGCUGCGACGGAGGUGCCCGAAAGCACAGAUGAUGUGCCGGAAAUCUCUGACGAGUGUCGCGAGGAGGUCUAUGCCUUCAAGGUUCACCGCAACAGCAACAUCAAUGCUAAUGUGCCCCUUGCCAAGGCGUGCAAAGUAGACGCGGAUAAGUUCUGCAAUGUGACUUGGUUCUUCGGCUACAAGUCGGGUCAGGUUAUUGCCUGUCUACGCGAUAUGAAAGCUCAGGUGUCUAAGCCCUGCAAACAGCAGCUGUUUAAAGUCAUGCUGGAGGCUGCAGUGGAUAUUCAGGCGGAUCCCAUGCUGUACGAGGCUUGCAAGGAGGAUUCGGAGAACCUUUGCAAGGGCGUUAAGAAUGGCGGCGGCCGGAUUCAAGCCUGCUUGCGCGACAAGCGGAUGCAGUUGUCUUGGGCAUGUGAGGAGCAGCUUUUCCGCCAGGAGAUGGAGAAUGCGGAUGAUAUCCGGCUCAGUUUCUGCAAGGACAUCGAACCUGGGAACGCACGCACGAAAGAUUGUCUUGAGGAGAACCGUGAGCAGCUGUCAAGUGCUUGCAAGGAAGAGGUGGACUCGAUGAUCGAGCGUCGUGUACGCGACUUCCGGCUGGACUCUCGUCUGCGCAAUGUCUGCGAGAAUGAAAUCUUCAAUAUGUGUGCAUAUUUCGGGGAUUUGGACGAUAUGGAUACGUAUGACUCAUCUGUCAUCAACUGCUUGCAAGACUACGCGGAUGAAAUAAAGAACGCGCAGUGUAAGUCACAGGUUAAGAAGUACCUGCAGUUGGCAUCUCAGGAUAUACGUUUCGAUGUUCCCUUGGCGGAAGCUUGUUUCGAGGACCGGCAGAAAUUUUGCGCGGAUGUUCCACCGGGAUCUGCUCGUGUCAUCCGCUGCCUCAGCAACAAUCGUGAACGAUUGAGCCCAGUAUGCCGUGCGACACUUUUUGAUGAGGAGGUUCGGUUCUCCGAGAACAUUGAUUUCCAGUACCCAAUGAAGACGGCCUGCGUGAAGGAGAUCGAGCGCUUCUGCAAAGACGUGCCGCACGGCAGCGCUCGUGUCAUUCGCUGCUUACAAGACAACAAGGCCGAGAAGGACUUCGGUAAGGCCUGCAAUGAUGAGGUCAGCGCCUACGAGGCAGAAAUCUCGAAGGACUACCGCUUCAACUACCGUCUGCACAAGGCGUGCCAGAAGGAGGUCGACAAGCUUUGCCCGGGUCUUUGUCAGAAUAACGAUGGCAGCCCUUGCGGUGGCAAAGUGUUGCGAUGCUUGACUGACAAGAUUGAAGACAUCGGGGACGAGGCCUGCAAGAAAGAAGUUUACUACUACGAGAAGAUGGAGGUUUCGAACUUUAUGAACGACAUUUUGCUUGCCGAGGCAUGCCGUACGGACGUGGAGUUGCACUGCAGUAAGGUGGAGCCAGGCGAGGGCCGUGUCCAUAAGUGUCUGCGCGACAACCGCAAGAAGCUUACGGAUGCGUGCCGGCGUGAAGAGCUGCUGCUAGAGGAGAAAGAGGCUAAUUCGAUCGAGCUAAACAUGUCCCUUUUGAAGGCUUGCAAGGCGGAGCGCCAACUGUUCUGCUCCGCCGUGCAGCCAGGGCAGGCCCGCGUUUUCCGCUGCCUGGCGGAGAACAUGAACGAUGCGGACUUCGGCAGCAGCUGCAAGUACCAGGUAGUUUACAAGCUGCAACGCAGGCAAGCUAACUGGAAGCUGGACCCGCCUCUUCGGAAGGCGUGCAAGGCAGAUGUCCUCACAUACUGCGCCAAUGAGGACGCUGCUAACAGCGAGGAGGGCCUGGUAUACAAGUGUAUGAUAAAGAAUUAUGAGGCCCUCUCGGACGGUUGCCAGAAGGAAGUUGGUCGAGCAGUGCAUAUGGCAUUUUUUGUGUGGCAGCGCGGUGCCAUUAUUACUAGCGAGUGCGACGACGACAUCGACAAGCUCUGCUUGGCUGACCGCCCGAAUAUGGCUGCUCGUCCGGGCGCUGUGGGAACCUGCCUUGCAACAUUGCUCGAGCGGCAAGAUCGUGCCUCGGCUCGCUUGCUCCAAGCGACUACGAGCGAUGCUGCCCUGACACCGGCAUGCGCGCGACUGGCGGACAUAGCGGAGCCACCCAACAUGAAGGCGGCUUUCGAGUCGUCUCUGACUUUUGCAUUGCUAAAGGAUCAGCUCGAGGCAAUUGAGGUCGCAACCGGCCUGCCCACGCUUACACGCGAUCGCCUCGGAAAUCCGCAGGGUGUCAGUCUGACUGGAUCUAUGGCGAUGAUGGGCGUGACUGCACUCGUCGUUCUGAUCAUAUACGGCGUGUAUGCAGGGUACAGGCGGCUGCGGGGCGGGAACGACAGGGACUAUACGCUAGUCGUGAAGCAGCAGCAUAAGUAGUGGUCUGUCAAGGCUGUAAAGCUGCUAAGUAUUCUGUCUAGAAAUGCGCUUGACGCUAGGUGUGACUAUGGUAUGACGGUUGGGGACGGGGCAAGGAGCCGGAUAUAAUUAUUCGGAGAUUAACAUAUCUGGCCAUGGUUCUGAGAUGAAGGUGCGGGUUUUACCGCCUGAACCAGGUUUCGCCGUGAUUUUCGACUCAUAUGACUGUCAAUGAUUACGCGUGUUACUCAAGCCUACAACAGGGGCGCGUACCCCGCGCGUUGCAGGGGCGCGUACCCCGCGCGUUGCAGGGGCGUGGCUCUUCCAUGUCAAAUUUAGUUUAAUGUGUAAACAAACGCAUUAGCAAAUCAAUGCAUUAGUGGAGUUGACAAUUAAGUGCUUACGUUCGCCAUCAAUGGCACGUUAUGUAAGGUCCAAUGUCC
Messenger RNA from Volvox carteri f. nagariensis, 3584 nucleotides. RefSeq lists its product as uncharacterized. The coding region runs from base 1 to 3162 and encodes 1053 amino acids. Lineage: Eukaryota; Viridiplantae; Chlorophyta; Chlorophyceae; Chlamydomonadales; Volvocaceae. The transcript is spliced from 16 exons. Gene Ontology annotation, cellular component: Golgi membrane. The record is from RefSeq and is a predicted model, not a curated record.